Messenger RNA from Drosophila bipectinata, 1804 nucleotides. RefSeq names its product protein phosphatase PTC7 homolog. The record is from RefSeq and is a predicted model, not a curated record. Gene Ontology annotation, biological process: protein dephosphorylation. Lineage: Eukaryota; Metazoa; Arthropoda; Insecta; Diptera; Drosophilidae. Gene Ontology annotation, cellular component: mitochondrion. Gene Ontology annotation, molecular function: protein serine/threonine phosphatase activity.
GGGGGCAACAAAACGAAUAUGGAACCGGUUCCGGAGCUCAACGACCUGACGUGAAAAAGUGUAUCACAUAACAUUUCACAUUAAAAUUGGAACGUAAAUUGUUCGCCCCGUCGAGAUAGAAUAUUUGGCCUGAAAAUUGUUAGUAGAAGGUGUUGGAGAAGAAGUCAAACGCCAGGAAACGCAACCUCGACAAGGCAAAAUCAAUAAUCGACCUCUGGAUGUAAGUGGACUCACACGCAGACCACGAGACCACGAGUUGUGAUGCACUCGUCGCUCAACUGGACCUCGCGCCUGAUCUCGCGUGCUCUCCGCAGCAGCUUCUCCACUCUUUUAGAGACCGCCACCGGUGGCGGAGGAGCUGCAGCGGCCAAGGGUACCGUGAAGUCGGGAUCCGCAUCGGGGCCAGAAUGUGGAGCAAACCCCUCAAAGCCUCGCUUUGUUUCUGUGGUGUGUGGCUUCGCUAAGGACAACCUACGGCACAAGUACCGCCCCGGAAAGUAUGGCGAGGACUCGUGGUUCAAGGCCUCCACGGAGCAGGCGGAUGUUAUGGGCGUGGCCGAUGGAGUGGGCGGUUGGCGCAGCUAUGGUAUUGAUCCCGGAGAGUUUUCGUCCUUCUUGAUGCGCACCUGCGAACGAUUGGUGCACUGCAGCCACUUCAACCCGCAACGCCCGGUCAACCUGCUGGCCUACAGUUACUGCGAGCUGAUGGAGCAGAAGAAACCGAUCCUGGGUAGCAGCACAGCCUGCGUGUUGAUCCUAAACCGCGAAACUAGUACCGUGCACACAGCCAACAUUGGCGACAGCGGCUUCAUCGUGGUGCGACAGGGCCAGGUGGUGCACAAGUCAGAGGAGCAGCAGCACUACUUUAACACCCCCUUCCAGCUUUCCCUUCCGCCCCCGGGACAUGGACCCAACGUCCUUAGCGAUAGUCCCGAGUCGGCGGACACCAUGAGCUUUCCCGUCAAGGACGGCGAUGUGAUUCUCAUUGCCACCGACGGAGUGUUCGACAACGUCCCCGAAGAUCUUAUGCUGCAGGUGCUCAGCGAGGUGGAGGGUGAACGUGACCCCGUCAAGCUGCAGAUGACAGCCAACAGCCUGGCCUUGAUGGCCCGCACAUUGUCGUUGAACAGCGAGUUCCUCUCGCCGUUCGCCCUGAGCGCCAGGAGGAAUAACAUCCAGGCGCGUGGUGGCAAGCCCGACGACAUCACCGUAGUCCUGGCCACUGUGGCAAUGUGAGAUGUCCUCCCCCCUCUUUAGUGUUUAGUGUUUACUUGUAGUCCGUACGUGUUUAGUUAGCUUUAGGAGCCUGUUUCGUGGUUCUGUCUACCGUUUAAGCUGCAUGUUGAGAUUGAAGACGAAUAUUCAAACGAAGACGAGGACAAGCGACUUUUGAUUGUUAGUUACAUAUAUACGAGUCAACUCAUUUUCGAACCAAUCGACAAACUAAUUCGACGCAUCCUGGUGAGCGACCCACGCCUUGCAUUGUAUACAUAACUCUUGCUAUAAGUAGAAAAAAUCCAAAUCCGGACGAAUUGUGGACAACGGUCUGUAUCAGUCUCAAGCGAUCUCUGUCGUCAGAGGCGUUCCAAUCGCCGCGAAACAAACAAAAACAAACAGAUUGCGAAACCUAAGCCCGAUCGGAUCCGGAUAGCAGGGUCCAGAUUCCGGCCCAUGGAUGCCAUCUGAUUAAGGACUGAGGAUUAGCCAUUUAGCCAGGUGUACUGUCUUGAUGUGAAGCUACGAUUAUUGUCGAUAUGUACUCACUGAUAUUGCGACCCAAUAAAAUUAUUCAUUUAAAACACAA